Messenger RNA from Daucus carota subsp. sativus, 1249 nucleotides. Its product is annotated as protein RGF1 INDUCIBLE TRANSCRIPTION FACTOR 1. Bases 275 to 946 code for a protein of 223 amino acids. Lineage: Eukaryota; Viridiplantae; Streptophyta; Magnoliopsida; Apiales; Apiaceae. The transcript is spliced from 4 exons. The record is from RefSeq and is a predicted model, not a curated record.
UGUAAAGGCAGUGUUUGCUUGUGCGGAUAAGAACGACCCACUUCUCUCUCUCACCUCCUCUCUCUCUACAAAAAGCCUUUACCCUCUCUCUCGCCGCCUCCACUCUCAAAACCCUCAGCAUUUUCUCUCCUCUCUCUCUCAAAAAAACACAACCCACAAUUCUCUCUCCCUCCCCAUUCAAAAAACCCUUGUCUUAAUUCUCAGUUCAUUCAAACUGGCGAUCGACAAUCACGAAGCCUCUGUCCGUGACUUUAAGCUCAAACACAGACGCAUCAUGGGAGCUGGAGGCCCUGAAGCUGAAGACAACCGGUGGCCACCGUGGCUCAAGCCGUUACUCCGGGAGACAUUCUUCGUUCAAUGCAAAUUACACGCUGAUUCACACAAAAGCGAAUGCAAUAUGUACUGUCUUGAUUGCAUCAAUGGCCCUCUCUGUUCUCUCUGCCUCAACCAUCACAGAGACCACCGUGCCAUUCAGAUAAGGAGAUCAUCGUACCAUGAUGUGAUUAGAGUGUCGGAGAUUCAAAAAUAUCUCGACAUUACCGCUGUUCAGACCUACGUUAUCAACAGCGCUAAGGUUGUUUUCUUAAAUGAACGGCCGCAACCUAGGCCUGGUAAAGGCGUUACAAAUACCUGCGAAGCGUGUGAGCGUAGCCUCCUUGACUCCUUCCGUUUCUGUUCUCUCGGCUGCAAGAUUGCGGGGACUUCGGGGCAUUUUGUGAGGAAGAGAAUGCCGGAGAAGAAGCGUAAGGCCACGGUGUGGGAUAUAGAAGAAUCAUAUGACAGCAGUGGUAGCAGCAGCCACGGACACCAGAGGGGUAAUUUUGGAAAUUUACGAAGUUUUAGUCCGUCAACGCCGCCGCCUACGGUGGCGAGUUUCAGAACAGCCAAGAGAAGAAAGGGCAUUCCGCACAGGGCUCCGAUGGGUGGACUGAUCAUAGAUUACUAAUCGUAAUGUGGUUUUACUAAAAUGCCCUUCUAGUGGUACUUGUAAAUAGAUGCAGACAGAUAUAAUGAAAUAGAUGGCUAAAGUCCAAAUAGGAAGAAAAUAAGAAAAAAAAAUAUGUUAUGUUUUGAGAGGUUGAAGUUGAUUAGUAUUGUAGUUUUGUUAUUGUCUAAUAAGUACUGAAGAAGUUUGGUUAUAAUAUACAUUUUGCUAGUAAGAAUGUAGAUACUGUUUUGUAAGGGGUUUUGCAGGAAAUGACAAUGUACUACAAGUUCUCAGUAGUAAUAAGACUGGCGUAUUGUAUAA